Trichoderma aggressivum f. europaeum is the source of this 552-nucleotide messenger RNA. RefSeq lists its product as uncharacterized. Gene Ontology annotation, biological process: translation. The transcript has 4 exons. The coding region runs from base 1 to 552 and encodes 183 amino acids. Gene Ontology annotation, molecular function: RNA binding; structural constituent of ribosome. The record is from RefSeq and is a predicted model, not a curated record. NCBI's taxonomy places the organism in Eukaryota, Fungi, Ascomycota, Sordariomycetes, Hypocreales, Hypocreaceae. Gene Ontology annotation, cellular component: ribosome; cytosolic large ribosomal subunit.
AUGGGUAUCGAUCUCGACCGCCACCACGUCAAGGGCACUCACCGCAAGGCCCCCAAGAGCGACAAUGUCUACUUGAAGCUCCUGGUCAAGCUGUACCGCUUCCUGGCUCGCCGAACCGAUGCCGCCUUCAACAAGGUUGUUCUCCGACGACUUUUCAUGUCCAAGAUCAACCGCCCCCCCGUUUCCCUGUCCCGCAUUGUUUCCAACUUCAGCAAGGAGGAGAAGCGCACCGUCGUCAUUGUCGGCACCGUCACCGAUGACAACCGUCUCCUGACCUUCCCCAAGGCCACCGUUGCCGCCCUCCGCUUCACUGCCACCGCCCGUGCCCGCAUUGUCGCUGCUGGUGGUGAGGCCAUCACCCUGGACCAGCUUGCUCUCCGUGCUCCUACCGGAAGCAACACCCUGAUCCUCCGUGGACCCAAGAACAGCCGUGAGGCCGUCAAGCACUUCGGCUUCGGUCCCCACAAGCACAAGAAACCCUUUGUUGAGUCCAAGGGACGCAAGUUCGAGCGCGCUCGUGGUCGCAGACGCUCACGUGGCUUCAAGGUCUAA